Messenger RNA from Micromonas commoda, 1697 nucleotides. RefSeq lists its product with no specific name. The record is from RefSeq and is a predicted model, not a curated record. Gene Ontology annotation, molecular function: ATP-dependent protein folding chaperone; ATP hydrolysis activity; ATP binding. The coding region runs from base 16 to 1602 and encodes 528 amino acids. Gene Ontology annotation, biological process: protein folding. NCBI's taxonomy places the organism in Eukaryota, Viridiplantae, Chlorophyta, Mamiellophyceae, Mamiellales, Mamiellaceae. The transcript is spliced from 3 exons. Gene Ontology annotation, cellular component: chaperonin-containing T-complex.
GUCGAGGGCGAGCGCAUGUCCGGCCAGGACGUGCGCACCAACAACGUCAUGGCGGUUCAGGCGGUGGCGAACAUCGUGAAGACCUCCCUGGGCCCCGUCGGCCUGGAUAAGAUGCUCGUGGACGACAUCGGCGACGUCACCAUCACUAACGACGGCGCCACGAUCCUCAAGCUCCUCGAGGUUGAGCACCCCGCGGCCAAGAUUCUCGUCGAGCUCGCGGACCUCCAGGACCGCGAGGUUGGCGACGGCACCACCUCCGUCGUGAUCCUCGCCGGCGAGCUCCUCAAGCGCGCGAACGACCUCGUGCGCAACAAGAUCCAUCCCACGUCCAUCAUCGCGGGGUACCGCCUCGCGAUGCGCGAGGCUGUGAAGUACAUCGAGGACAAGCUGGCGACGCCGAUCGACGUCCUGGGCACGGAGACCAUCCUGAACUGCGCCAAGACGAGCAUGAGCUCGAAGAUUGUCGGCGCGGACAGCGACUUUUUUGCGCGGAUGGUUGUGGACGCGGCGACGUCCAUCAAGACGUACAACGACUACGGCGACGCGAGGUACCCGAUCAAGAGCAUCAACAUCCUCAAGGCGCACGGCAAGUCCGUGAAGGAGUCGCAGGUGAUCAAGGGGUACGCGCUCAACAUGGGACGGGCGGCGCAGGGCAUGGUGAAGAGCGUGAAGAAUGCCAAGAUUGCCUGCGUGGAUUUUAACCUCCAGAAGACCAAGAUGCAGAUGGGGGUGCAGGUGCUGGUGAGCGACCCGAAGGAGCUCGAGCGCAUUAGGCAGGAGGAGCUCGACAUCACCGCGAGGCGCAUCAAGAUGAUGAUCGAAGGAGGCGCGAACGUCGUCCUCUGCAGCAAGGGCAUCGACGACAUGGCGCUCAAGUAUUUCGUCGAGGCGGGUUGCAUCGCGUGCCGCCGCGUGCCCAAGGAUGACCUCCGCCGCGUCGCCAAGGCCACCGGCGCGCAGAUUAUCCUCACCCUGUCGGACAUGGAGGGCAACGAGACCUUCGACCCGGAGUGCCUGGGCACCUGCGCCGAGGUUUGCGAGGAGCGCGUCUCAGACGACGACAUGAUUGUCCUCAAGGAUUGCAAAAACACGCAGGCGUGCACCAUGCUCAUCCGCGGCGCCAACGACUACAUGCUCGACGAGGUUGAUCGCUCGCUCCACGACGCCCUCUGCAUCGUGAAGCGAACCCUGGAGUCCGAGAAGGUGGUCGCGGGCGGCGGCGCGGUGGAGGCGGCUCUAUCCGUUUAUCUCGAAUCCCUCGCGACGACCCUCGGGUCCCGCGAGCAGCUCGCCAUCGCGGAGUUCGCCGAGGCCUUGCUCGUGAUCCCCAAGACCCUGGCCGUGAACGCCGCCAAGGACUCCACGGACCUGGUUGCCAAGCUCAGGGCGUACCACCACGCGAGCCAGACCAAGCCGGACAAGGCGCACCUCGCGGGUUACGGCCUCGACCUCGUGAAGGGCGAACUGAAGAACAACCUCGGCGAGGGCGUGCUCGAGCCGGCGCUGUCCAAGCUGAAGAGCAUCCAGUUCGCCACCGAGGCCGCGCUCACCAUCCUGCGCAUCGACGACCUCAUCAAGCUGCACCCCGAGCAGGAGGAGUAAGGGAGGCGGGGUGAGUGGGUGAGAAAACAACAUCGGUCAGCGCAGCGUAGCUUUUGCAAUUCAUUCUUAACAACUUAACGCUCUUUGCGUGCACU